Molecule: messenger RNA, 2218 nt
Organism: Phalaenopsis equestris
Lineage: Eukaryota; Viridiplantae; Streptophyta; Magnoliopsida; Asparagales; Orchidaceae
Product: exocyst complex component EXO70B1-like
Biological process (GO): exocytosis
Cellular component (GO): exocyst
Molecular function (GO): phosphatidylinositol-4,5-bisphosphate binding
Source: RefSeq, a predicted model, not a curated record
CAGCCGCCGCCGGCAGCGGCGGCAGAUCUUAAGGCCGCUGAACAGCUCAUUCUUCAGUGGGAUCCGACAGCUUCGCCGUGUAGUGACCGCAUGGUGUUUGAUGGCGAAGAUCGCGCUGAGGCGGAGCGAUACCUCCAGGCAGUGGAUGUGAUCCGCCGCGCCUUAAAGAACUCUCCGGCCGGAGCUAGCGGUAGCCCUAGGAAGUCCGGGACAGCCGCCAGUACUAUCCAGAUCGCCAUGGUACGGCUCGAGGACGAGUUCCGCCACAUACUUGUCUCCCGUGCAAACGCUUAUGAGAUCGAUUCGAUCAUCGAUCUGAACUCCCUCUCCCUCCCACGAUCCAGUUCAGGUGACCUGAUGCCAGAUCUACCGGAGCCUGAACCCGAGGAUGAGGGAUUGAAUCUCCGGCGGAGUGUGGGGAGCAGCAACAAUCUCGAGGGGAGCAACACACCGAGCUACCGUUCCACCAGCAGCAUCCGUGAGAUCGAUCUCCUACCUGAUGAUGCCGCUCAGGACCUCCGCAGCAUCGCCGAUCGGAUGAUUGCAGCUGGAUACGGCCGUGAGUGUUUUCAGGUUUACGGAAGCGUCCGCAAGUCCGCGUUGGAGCUCUGUUUCCGCCAUCUGGGGAUUGAGAGGCUCAGCAUCGGGGACGUUCAGCGGCUGGACUGGGUCGCUCUGGAAUCUAAGAUCCGUCGGUGGAUUCGCGCUGCUAGGGUUUGUAUUCGUAUUAUUUUCGCCAGUGAACAACGCCUCUGCGACCUCAUCUUCGCCGGCUCUACGGGUGACGAGGCCCCCUUUGUUGAAACGGUGAAGGGAGCGGCGGUACAACUGCUGAGCUUCGCAGAGGCAAUCAGCAUCGGCCGUCGUUCUCCUGAAAAGCUCUUCAAAAUCCUCGACCUUCAUGAUGCCCUCUCGGAUUUACUUCCCGACGUUGCCGUCGUUUUCCAUUCCAGGGCCUUGGAAUCACUCAACACCCAGGUAUCUGAUAUCAUCACCAGGCUUGCUGAUGCCGUUCGAGGAAUCUUAUCCGAAUUUGAGAGUGCCGUUCUUAGAGAGCCCUCAAAAAUUCCUGUUCCUGGAGGUACUAUUCACCCGCUUACGAGGUAUGUGAUGAAUUACAUCAGUCUCAUUUCGGAUUACAAGCAGACACUGCUUCAGCUGAUCGUAUCAAAGCCUCCGGCAGUCCAACGGUUGCCUGGCGAUGAAGCCGGCGAAGCUUUACCAGAAGUUGACCUGCCGGAGCCGGCAAAACUCUCCCCGCUUGCAUCCCAUUUAAUCUGGAUAAUCGUCAUCCUCCAAUUCAAUAUGGAGAGUAAGGCACAGCUCUACAAGGACGCUGCCCUCUCCCACCUUUUCUUAAUGAAUAAUUUUCACUACAUUGUCCAGAAAGUGAAGGGCUCCCCUGAGUUGCACGAAAUGAUUGGGGAUGAUUUCCUAAAGAAACUCACAGCUAAGUUCCGGCAACUGGCCACUAGCUAUGUAAGAGCAACUUGGGUAAAGAUCCUCUAUUUCUUGAGAGAUGAGGGGUUACAUGUUGGUGGAAGCUUCUCAUCUUCUGUGUCAAAAUCAACGCUGAGAGAGAGAUUCAAAGGAUUCAAUGCUGCUUUUGACGAAGUUCACCGAACACAGUCCGCAUGGUUCGUUCCUGAGUCCCAACUGAGGGAGGAGCUAAGGAUUUCAAUAUCUGAGAAAUUGCUUCCAGCUUACAGAUUCUUUUUGGGCCGGUUCAGGCAACAUAUAGAGAGUGGGAGACACCCUGAGAUGUAUAUAAAGUACUCAGCCGAGGAUCUCGAGUUGGCCUUAUCUGAUUUUUUCGAGGGUUGCCCUCCACCUCUGCAAGGCAGGAGAAAGUCCCAUUGAAGCUGAUCUCAGAAGGGGUUAAAGUGCAGUGAGUUCUGUAGAAAUUAUUCUUUAAUCUUUAUGGAAGUCUUCAGACACUUGGGGUCUAAGGAUUAGAGGACAGCGGAACUUCUUGGAAUUGAUUGAAGGCUUGGUCAAGAAUAUUCUUUUGCGAGAAUGUGAGAUGACUGGAACUUUUUUAAAGUUGCUAAAUCACAUUUGCCCCUGUAAAAUUUCAACUGACGAUGAGUUCCAGACAUUCAUGGAAGCCCGAGAAAGUGAUGUGUCGUUGAGGACUACCGUCCUUGCUACUCACGUCACGCCAGACACAUAGCUUCGGGAGGCAGUUUUACAGGUGCCCGCGAUGGGGACAAGGACC